This is a messenger RNA of Catharus ustulatus (Swainson's thrush), 5375 nucleotides long. RefSeq names its product lysosomal associated membrane protein 3 (gene LAMP3). The record is from RefSeq and is a predicted model, not a curated record. The transcript is spliced from 6 exons. The coding region runs from base 542 to 2035 and encodes 497 amino acids. Lineage: Eukaryota; Metazoa; Chordata; Aves; Passeriformes; Turdidae. Gene Ontology annotation, cellular component: membrane.
UCAAGUCCUUGGUGUCACCAUGUUCCUGCAGUGAGUAUUGCUAUGAGGAAAAGAAGAACUGGGAGGAUGCCAGAUGCCAGCGUGGGGGUUGCUUUGUUCCCUGCCCCAGGGAGCCCCUGGGGAAUGCCCAGGGCAGGGAAUUCCCAGGGCAGGGAAUGCCCAGGGCAGGGGAUGCCCAUGGUAGGGGAUUCCCAGGGCAGGAGUGAGUGAUGCUCCCUGCCCCUGCAGCUCCAGCCGGGCCCGGGGGGCUGUGCAGGACCCUUGGUGUGACAGGUGCUGGGAUGUGACCCCAGCCCAUCCUCCCUGGACACAGCAGGGCUGGGAGCAGCACAGGACGGUCCCAGCUGGGCUCUGCUCAGCCCUGUCCUGCUGUUGGCAGCAGCUCUGUCAGAGGGUCACGCCUCUCCCUUCUGUGCCUUAACACAAAAGAUGGAGUUUGGCCUUAAAUAAAGUAUUUACUAAAGACCACGGGGAGGCACUGAUUUACAGGCUGCAACCCUUUGCUGGGGCACUUGGCACAAGUUCUCAGAAAGGGAGGGAGAUGCACGAUGCAGAGCCCCAGGUCUCCUCCCAGUCAGCCCAGCAGUCAUUUCUCUUUUCACUUUCUGUCUUAACCAUCAUUUAUUUCCUUCUGCGUGAGUUUACAGACGAGAGGCCUCGGUCUCCCCCUCUCUCUCUCCACCUCCUUCCCAGCCAUGUGACUGAGCCCUGGGUGCAUCAAGUGGAAGUUUUCAGCCCGGAGGAAGCUGGGCUGGCUCGGCAGCCGCUCCGGGAGCGCACCCGCAGCGCGCUGGCCAUGGGGAGGAGCGCACGGCAGCUCAUCGCGCUGACCCUCGCCUGCGCAUUUUCCUCCUGCUUUGCUGAAGUCACCCUGGGGGUCGAACUGUCUUCAGAAACCACAUCCUUCCACCAAAUGGCUACUUCUGCUCAGUCAUUUUCCCUUUAUCAUUCUGCACCCCAUCAAAGCACCACAGUUCAUUUUAACAGCACUGGCCCUCUUCAAACAACAGCCGUGAGCCACAGAACUGAGCAGACAACGGAGCAGCUCCAGGCAGCAUCAGCUGCAGGCCAGGCAGGAGCAGGCGGUGAAUCCACAACCCCCACAGACAGCCCUGGCACGGCCGUGCCCUCGGGUACAGCUGCAGUGAGGAACACAACCACCCCCUCUGCAUCCUCCACCAGGCAUGGCAGCAGCCCAGGGGUGCCCACAGGAGCUACAAUGGCCACCAACAGCUCCCUGCAGCCCGGGACAGCGAGCACCCAGGGCACAGCCGCCUCUGCUGCCCACAGCACGCACAGGGCCGGGCCCAGCACGCGCUCACGGAGACAAACUGCAGCCACUGGCGCUGCACCAGCCACGGCCAACAGCACGGCCACCCACGCAGGGACACGCACGGCCCCCACGUCCCCUGCCAGCACAGCGAGACCCCCUCCCACCCCACAGCCCCCCGACAUCCCCACGGGCACCUACACCCUCUCUGAGGGGAACAGCACCUGCGUCAAAGUCGUCAUGGGGCUGCAGCUGAUGGCUCGAAAUACAGAACAGGAGCCAAUGGAAUAUGUGACUGUCAACCCCAACAAAACAAAGAUAUCUGGAAGCUGUGGGACGGUGCAGUCUGAGCUGAACUUAACUUUUAGUGGAGGAUUUGUAAACAUCGCCUUUGUAAAGCAAGCUCCAAGUUACUCUGUCAGUAAAAUUGAGAGCAGAAUACCGUUAUCUUCUGAAGGUAUGUUUUACUAUGGAGCCUUAAAUGAGAAGCUGUUCACAACAAAGCUGGGGAAUUCCUUUAAGUGUGCCAGCAGGCAAACCUUCACCUUGGAGAGGAACUUCCAGAUCCUCUUUGUUCAUAUGCAGCUGCAGGCAUUUGACAUCGUGGGUAACCAGUUUGGAAAAGAAGAAGAAUGCUUUCUUGACAGAAACAGCAAAAUAGCUCCCAUUGCAGUGUGCCUGAGUAUCCUGGGAUUGUUUGUCAUUGUGUUUGCCACCUUCCUGAUCUCCAGGAGGAAGCCACAUAGAGGAUAUCAACGCAUCUGAGGUGCCCUUGUGCUUCCAAAUGUGUGCAGCAAGCAGAGAAGUCACAGGAGUUUCUGCUUCUGCCUGACAAUUUCUCUGCCCUGAAGCCAUAUUUUUAAGUGAGAUGACACCAUGUGUUUACAGCUAAUUAAUGUUUCUGGAAGGAGUUUCUUUAAGGUGGAAAGGAGAGAACUCACACCUACUUUAGGCUAUUCUUAGGAUCUAAUUUAGAUGUAGUCCAAAAUGAGGAGCCUUAAUUCUCUCUGUUAUCAACAAAGGAGGUCAUUCAGAUCACCUAAACCAGAUUCCUAAAAAUAGUUUAAAGCAAGCAGUAUCACUAUUCCCGAGAAAAUCCAUCAGGUUUGUUAAUGAUGGUUUAAACUUAUCAAAAGAUGUAAAUUGGACCUUCUGGUGAAUAAACCAGAGGGCCAAAGCUACAGACAACCCUGCUGAGUGAGAGCUCACUGAAAGCUUUUUUCGGAACACGGUGUGUGCCAAAAUCUCAGGGGAGGUGUCCGUGUGACCAGUGUGAGUCCACUCAAGCAAGUGCUCACCAGUCCUAAAACACAGUUACAUUUUCUAAGUGUCUGGGGUUCUCCCACUAAGCCCUUUGCAAAGACACAGUGGUAACUGGAGCUUAAUAUGUUCCUGGUCUUGUAAGAGCUCAGGAAUCCCUCACAUGCUGUUCAGACGUUGUCCUGUCACAGUGACCACACUGAGCUCAGGAAAUGUCCUCUGUGGGGCAACAGGGUGGUCUCUUAAUCCAGGAAGAUGCCACACUCACUGGAAAUGCCUGGGAUUAAGUGACCACCACUGGAGCACCUACACAAGGUCCAUGAGAAAUGGAAAUCCACUGAUGCUGUAUGGUCAAGGCUUCUGUGGGAAAUAAAAUCUUGCACAGGCCUUGAACAAACUCUGCCCAAGAGUGUUCCCCGGUGUGCUCACAGCUGAGCAGCUGGAUUUUCAUAUGGAAAUCAUUUGGAGUUGCCUUAAAGCACACUGAUACACCCUGUAGUCUAUUUCCUGCUAAACCAAUGAUGAAGGCAUGAGAAUAGUAAUUGCUUUUGAGAUUUAAGUCCAGCUCAUCUUCUUUGUUGUAACAAGGAAAAGCUCCUUGUCACAAAAGACUUACAUGUGCAGAAAUGAGCACAUACACUCACAUACACAUUUGCACAUGCCACACAAUCUGCUCACUGAAGCAAAUGACAUCAAGAUGAUAAGAAACUAUGCACAAACACGUUUGAAAAAGAGAAAAUAAUGUUCAAUAAGAGCACAUUUCCUCCAAGGAGUUAGGCUGAUGGCUUAAAUUUUACUAGUAAGAGUUUGGUCUGGAAAAGGACUGUGGAAUGGCACUUAUUAAACAAAAGGAAGACUGAAGUCAUAUGCAAAAAUGCCUUGACAGUUUAAUCUGUAUCUAAACAAAAUGGAAAUGCUGGGAGCUAAUUUAAUUUCUAUGAAUAAUGACCCAAAUCCUGCACAGUUAUUAAUGGUGAUGGAACCUCAUUGGAUUUUCACUGAAUAAAAUUGAUGGUUAUGCCUUGUUAGAUAUUCCCUUAGGUAUUUUUAAAAUAGUUUUGAUAUUUUACUAGUAUUUCACCAUUGCAAGUUUACUUAUUUAAAUGAAGAAAUUCUUAUUUAAAUUCUUCCAUUCUAUGAAUUAUUUGGACAUGUUGGUAUGUGUGAAGCAGGAAACAUGGCCAUACUGCUCUAUAAUCAGUAUAAUAUGUAGCUGUGGAAGUAAUUAACAUUCUGUAGAAGUGUUCCCUUUGAGUCUGAAUGAACCAAUACAAAAGAAGGAUAAAGACAAUUUUGAAGCACUUUUACACAUGGAGAAACAUCAGAACCAGCUGUGAGCACAGGAACAGCUGAAUGCAUUUAUAAGGUAAAAUAGCACAAGAAAUAGGAUACCAAACUCUCAAGCCUUGAAUACAGACACUGUGAUUUGGACUGUAUUCAGCUGAAUACUCAAAUUGGAAUGUAAGUAUUUCAAUUAUUCUUUUGCAAAGGGCUCCAGCACUGUUCAUAAUGCUUAGUGAGCUUCAUUGAGCUCCUUUUCCCUUCCUCCUUCACCCCUUAGCAGACAAGCAGCCACUGGACUCAGACCUUUGGCCUAAUAAGAUCCCUCUAAUUCUCAGGGUUAUUUAAUACUAUGAAUCUGUUGUUUAGAAAGCUGACUUUUAUACUCAAUUAAAGCAUUCACCUUUUCAAAAAAAAUGAGAUGCCUGGGAGGAAAGGUAAAAGGAUGAAGAGCUUCCAUUUGAAAAUGAGCCUGUGCCUGCAGUAGGGAUGUCACUGUCCCACUCUGCUACAUGUGGACAUUUUAACAAAAGUGCCUAAAGAAGCUCAGCAUGCAGUCUAAGCUGUUCUGCCCAUGGAUCAAUGGACAUCUUUCCCUUGUCAAAGCUGAGUCCAUUUCACAUGUUCUUUGGAUUGUUGGAUUGUGUGAUCUAUGGAUAUAGCAUUUGCUUGUUCUGUUCUGAAAAAAUGCUUUAUGUUAAUAUUCAGUCUUUUCAAAAAUUCUGAUAUCAACGUGAGGACAGGAAAGAGUUACUAAUGACUGCUACUGCUGUGGUUAAUAUUGUGACACCUGGCAUUUUUACUAGAGAUGAUGAAUAACGUUUUACCCCAUAGUUAUUUUUUCUUUCUACAGUGAAUCAAGUUGUUGGUAUUGAUCAAUGUUUGGAUUCAGAUUUACCUGAUUUGUUCUUAUGCUUUUUCUUGCUAUUUUUUGUUUGCUAUUUUUAUGAAGCUGCAUUCUGCCAUUUCUACAUGAAUGAUACUCUGGGCUUGCUCUAACUGGCACAAGUGAAGUGCAUGUGGUGCAAACCAAUGAAGCAAUUGGAUGGUCUCAGGAAAUGCUGCCAACAUGCAGCAAAAUUAAUCCAAUGGAGUUAGUGCUUUACAGCAGUAGAAUAUCCAUUGGAGAAAUCCUUACUGCAUCAGGAGAUCCUAGCCUUGAAGUGCAACCUUUCUCCCAGCUGUGGCUCCCUGGUGCUCUGCUGCAGCUCCCAUGCCAGACCAUCCCCUGUGUCUGCACACCCAAGACAGAAUGUGGGCAUCCAGAAGCAUGAUGAUGUCACAUUUAGACAAAUCACUGAGGAGUUUAAAAAGCAAGGUUUAAUUUCUUUCAGUCCUUUUUUUUCUCUGAUGGACAAGCACAAAUUAAGAAGCAGGUGUUAAUUCAGUUGAAAGAGGAAGGGAGAUUAGAUUGGCAUCUUGAGUAUCUGAACAUGGCUUGGCUGAUCACUUCUAGCUUGCUAUAAUGUACGGCUGCUAAAAAUAACUUGCUAUGAGAAGUAAGAUAUGCUCUUUAUUUUUCUAUUAUUGGUAUUUCCAUAAUAAAGGCUGUAUUUAAUCAUUA